AUGGCUAGUGAGGAGAGUUUUGUAGUUUUGGUUCACCACAAAGGAUCCAUUAAGAGGAAAACCCAAUCCGGUGUGAAGUUCACUGAUAAGGAUCCUCUCAAUAUUUUCGUGAGGCCAACGACGAGCUAUGAUGACCUUGUUAGUUCUGUUCUACGAAAACUUGGUUUAGAAGGCGUGAAACGGGUUAAGAAAUUUUUCUAUCGCAUUCCAAUUUCGGUUCUCCAAGAAAUCGUGAAAUAUGAUUGUUUCACGAUCGGUAGUGAUGAGGACUUGCAGGUCCUGUUUCAUUGUCGCCGGCAGUUUUUCGAAGUGAGGACACCGGAACUAUUGACGAAGUUGGUUGACGUGGUAUCCAGCUCGGGAGGUUCGAACCGGAAUACCCCAACUAUAGCCACGGUUGCUGGUUCUAGCUCCAGACCUGCGAGUGCAUCUUCCUCCGUCCCUGUGUAUGAACCUCCGGUCCAGCUUGUCGCCUCCCCAUCGUUUGCCGUGGAUCUCAACGAAAGUGGAGGUGGUGAGGUUGGAAUAGGGGAUCAUGUGCCGACCCCCUUACAUUGUGCUACACCGGCUGGUCUUGGAGAUGCAUUGUUGGAUGAUCCAGUGGACGACGAUGUGGAGCCAGAUAUCAUUGCUGAUGACAACGGUGAUGAUAUUGGACCGAGUGAGGCUGCUGGUGCUGGACGUGGUUCUAGCUCUGGCACACAUCAGUACCCUCCACAUUUUUCAUCUUUGGACUUGGAUGCAAUGAGGUAG
This is a messenger RNA of Arachis stenosperma, 753 nucleotides long. RefSeq lists its product as uncharacterized. Lineage: Eukaryota; Viridiplantae; Streptophyta; Magnoliopsida; Fabales; Fabaceae. The transcript has a single exon. The record is from RefSeq and is a predicted model, not a curated record. The coding region runs from base 1 to 753 and encodes 250 amino acids.